GUGUUUACUGGAGCCGUAGGUAUACCAGAGCAAAGUUACACUUGUCAUUCACAUUCUGAAGAAUUCAGCACCGGAGCUGUCCAGUUAUUCUCCGCCUUGAUGCAAGACGCUUCAUUGAGUUCGCGCGUCAUCAAACAACGCUGUUUUUCUUCGCUUGCGGAAUAUAUGGUUGAAGGGGUUACACACAAUACGUCAAAGCUGUGGUAUACCGAGGCGCAUAGCAUUCACUGACGAAAGCGAACCCUUUGAAAUGACUGCUGGCAGUGCGUAAAAGGAGCAGAAGAAAUCAAAUCUCAAGUCCCGGAGCGCCACCUGAAUCCGUCCCAGCCAUGGGUGUGCUAAUGUCUAAGAAACAGCAGGUGGAAAAGGUGCAGAAGUGCAGUGUGGUGGUGUCGGCUUUUAAAGAGGGACUGAAGGAUAGGGCGGCCCUGGCCUCUGUGGUCCAGACGGAGGAGGUUGUGGCCGAGAACGUCGAUGGAUCUGCUGAAGGAUCCCACCAGCUUAACACAGACCAGACUGAACCGAAAGAGAAAGAUGACAAACUAGGCUCUUUAUCUACUCAGCAGGACUCUAUCCUGCAAAAAAAGGAGAACAAAGCCAAUCAGGAGGCUUGGGGGCGUCUCCGUGAUGGGAAGGGGGUGGAGCCUGAGGAACUAAAGAAGGCACAUCAGCUCACUUCUCCGGCAUUUGUGCGGCCAAAGAGAGAGGUCAAUGACGACCAGCCAGUAAAUGUGCUGCUUGGGCAAAGAGAGCAGCCUCUCAACGAUGAGAUGUGUGAGGUUUGUGAAGUAUGGACGGCGGAUGAUCUGUUCCCCUGUCGGAUGUGCACGCGGGUCUUCCACGACGGCUGUCUGAGGGAGAUGGGCUACUUGAGCACAGAAGCCCUGCAGGAAAUGAGAGAGAUGGCCCACACCACCACCGGCUGGAGCUGCUAUUACUGCGAUAAUGUGAACCUGCUGCUUACUGAAGAAGAGAUGUACAGUCUGAUGGAGACCUUCAAGCAGUGCAAGAUUAUUCCAGAGUCGUUCCUGGUAUCCGAUGAACUUCUGCAAUACAGGCACUUUGUGACCAAGCAGCUCUUUGAAAGGGAAUUGACUGAUGAGGAGGAAGAAGAGGUUCUGGCCCAGUUUGCCGCUAUGGAUCCAGAUAAAAAAGGCCAGAUUGAGUGGUCUGACUUUCUAUACCAUGAGUCACUUUCAGUGCUGCAGAAGUUUCGUACAGAGAACUCAUUGGUGAGAAUUCUGACAGCAAAGGAGAGGGAUCGGGCACGAGCCGUAUUCCAGAGUCUAGACCAGGACAAAGAUGGAAUCAUCACCAUCGGAGAAGCCAGACGGGUCCAGACCUCAUGGUUCCACAAGAUAAACAAAGAGUCACAGUCGUGCAAUGUCAGUAUCAGCCAUGUCGGUCCAAUAUCUGAAAGCAGUCCAACCAGUUCCAGCAGCGAGAGAAGCAGAGAUAAAGCCAUGGAGAAUGACAACAGACCAGUUACUUGGAACAACUUUCUGAGAGAGAGCGCCAUAUACAUCUUGGCCGCAAGGCCCAACAGCUCAGCCAUGCAUAUCCGUUUGCCACUCUAACCAUGGCUCCAUAGCCUGAGAAUUCCAGAAGGGAUAUAGAUAAUUUCCUAGGUCUGGAUUAAUGAGAAAGAGGUGCUGAGGACUAAACCCUGACACUACGAGAGUCAAAAGCUAAAGAGUACGCCAACACACUCAAAGACUGAACAAGCCAUCAACAGAUUCUUCCACCAAAGACACAAUCUAGCGACACACUGACAAAAUCAAUGCUCUUGAACAAUAGUACAUCUGCCACCACUUUAAAAUUAAGGUUUUAUGAGCUCUAUGCUUUUGUUUUUUUUUGACCAAGUAACUGUUCUAAAGAGGGCCUGUGGCUAAAUAAAAUGGAGAAAGAACUGUUACCCAUUAGCAGAGAAAUUACGGCACCACAGCUUUUGCGUAUAAUGUUUUUGAUGUUAACGUGUUGCACCAUUUUCAAAUUGUAGCUCUAGCCAAAUGAGUUGCAGUAUCGAUGUGAGAGCUGUGGUCUAAUCAUUGCUUAUCUAAUUUCACAGUCACCACAAAAUCUGAAUAUCAAUAAAGUAUGCAUCAAAGGUUCCACAUAGGAAUUAAAGAGAGAGAUGAUAUAUGAUAAUAUAUACACAGUUUUUAUUCUGUAUAUAAAUACACCGAUCAUUCUCUACAAUUGUAGUGAGAAGAACAUAAUCUCCGAAUGCUAUUCUGAGAUGCUUGUUGGCGCUGUUUUGGCGGUACGAGGGGGACCUAUACCAUAUUAGGGAGGUGGUUUUAAAGCUGUGGCUGAUCGGUGUCUAUAUAUAGUAUGUAUAUUUAUUUCCCAUACCUUACAAAUUAAUUGACUUGCUUUUUCUGUCUUUUUUUUUUAUGUUUCUUUAACUCACUAGUUUCAUACUUAUUGUAUUUUACUGGAUUUGUAAAAUAUGUAACCACCUGUAGAGAUGACAGUACCCAGUGUUAACCCAGUAGCUGAUGCAAAUGUACAAUCUUCUAAAAGACUUGCUGUCAAAUGCUUAUUUAAAGGCAAGAGAGAGCAAUUACUUUAUCUUCAAAAGCUUCAUAAUCAGGUCCAGAACUUAUUGCCAAAAUAAAACGGACGCUUCCUUUAUUUUUACAAUAGAAUCUUGUGGAAUUUAUUAUUGUAUUUUUUUUUUUUUUUUUAGAUCUGGAGCAGGCCUAUAAAUGGUCAAGCAACUUUUUAAUAUCUGAAACCAUUUCAUUUUUAGGCCUAAACCGUGCACUUUCCUUUAAAGGGAUAAUUCAUCCAAAAAUGAAAAUUCUCUGAUAAAUUAC
Molecule: messenger RNA, 2822 nt
Organism: Xyrauchen texanus (razorback sucker)
Lineage: Eukaryota; Metazoa; Chordata; Actinopteri; Cypriniformes; Catostomidae
Product: PHD finger protein 24-like
Exons: 8
Coding region: 330-1577 (415 amino acids)
Molecular function (GO): calcium ion binding
Source: RefSeq, a predicted model, not a curated record